This is a messenger RNA of Micropterus salmoides (largemouth bass), 2909 nucleotides long. RefSeq lists its product as uncharacterized. The transcript is spliced from 5 exons. Lineage: Eukaryota; Metazoa; Chordata; Actinopteri; Centrarchiformes; Centrarchidae. The record is from RefSeq and is a predicted model, not a curated record. Gene Ontology annotation, biological process: cytoskeleton-dependent cytokinesis. Gene Ontology annotation, cellular component: septin complex; microtubule cytoskeleton; cell division site. Gene Ontology annotation, molecular function: GTPase activity; GTP binding; molecular adaptor activity. Bases 348 to 1232 code for a protein of 294 amino acids.
CAGUUACUUCUCUCUUCAGACCCAAAGGUUCCUGCGUGAUAUGAACUGUCAACUUGAAAUCAUUACAUGGUGCUCGUGUGUGUCUGAAUUUUGUGGGGAACUCUGGACAUUUAAUCUGUGUGGUUUUGUUUUUGGAUUUACUUUGCUCUGUGGAAUUUCUUGGACUACUUCACUUUGAGAUUUGGACCCUUACAACAUUAACCACCAUCGUUCUGCUACAGCACCAUUAAACAGCAGGUUGUCAACUCGUCCACCAUUUUGGCAUCAGAGAUCUCUGUGCAGCCAACAGGUGAACAGCAGAGAACCAAUAAGCUGCUGCAUCCUCAAGCUCCUGUCAAGCAGUUACCAUGGCAACGAACACCUCAUCCAAAUAUGAAGAAAUCAUUUCUAAAAGUGAUCUGAUCCCAUCAGGAUCUCCUGAGGUCUACCAGCUGAGACCAAAGGAAGAGAACAUUGGAUCUCUAAGAAGAAUGACUCUCGGUGAAAGAAAUGUGAACAAGAUAAACAAAACCAUCUUGCUUGUGGGUGAAACAGGAACAGGAAAAUCUACUCUGGUCAACGCUCUGGUCAACUACGCCAUGGGAGUGAAGUGGGAGGACGAUGUCUGGUUUAAGAUCAUAGAGGACAAGAAGGACGAGGCGGACGAUGUGUGCUUUAAGAUCGUAGAGGAUGAGAAGUUCGAGAAGAGAAGCCAAACAGAAAGUCAGACAUCAGAUGUGAUCGUGUACCAGAUCUUUGGUUUUGAAGGUGAAACUCUGCCCUACUCUCUGACCAUCAUCGAUACUCCUGGAUACGGAAGCACCAAAGAAACUGAACAUGAUGACAUCAUCAGUCAAAGAUUAUUCGACUGGUUCCGCUCAGGAGAAGUUCAUGAGAUGAAUGCAGUGGGUCUGGUGGUGAAAGCGAGUGUGAAUCGACUGGAUGAGCGACUGAGGUACAUCUUUGAUUCAGUGGUGUCUCUGUUUGGAAAAGACAUGGAGAAGAACAUUGUUGCUCUCAUCACAUUCUCAGAUGGUCUGACACCUGAAAAUGUUCUGAAAGCUCUUGAUGCUGCAAACAUUAAGAUAGCCAAAGAUGAGGAGAAUGAGCCUGUUCAUUUUAUGUUUAAUAACCGCCAGGACACAGGGAGAACAAAGAAGAAUAAGGCUGCUUUGAAAGGUGCAUGGGACUUAACAAUGGAAGGAAUCUUUCAGUUUAAAGAGUUUCUGGAAAAACUGCACCUCAGAAUCUGAUGGCAACUAUUGAAGUGUUGAAGGCUCGAAUCAGACUGACAGCCUGCAUCCAAAACCUGCAAGAGAGAGUUGAGUUCACUGAACUAAAACAGAGAGAAAUCCAACAGACUCAGGAAGCUCUGAAGAAACAUGAAGAAGAGAUGAAGAGAAACGAAGAGUUCAUUGUAGAAUUUGAUGAAGUCUACAAAGUGAAACAAAAAAUUUAUGAGAGGAGGUGGUGGUGGUUGUGGUUAAAUUAUGGAGGAGCUGUCUGCUGUACAGUCUGUGAGGAGAACUGUCACUAUCCUGGAUGCACACUGGCCUGGUAUCCUGAACACUGUGAGGUCAUGAAAGAUGGCCGCUGCACUUCAUGUACCAGGAAGUGUCCUGUAUCAGAUCAUGUGAAAGAAAAGUGGAUCUAUGUGACCAAGACAAGGAAAGUUCAGAAGACCCUGAAAGACGUGAAGGAGAAGUAUGAAAGAGGUAAAACUGGCUGUGAGGAGAACUGUCACUAUCCUGGAUGCACACUGGCCCAGAAUCCAGAAAGCUCUGAUGUCAUGAAAGAUGGCCGCUGCACUUCAUGUAUCAGGAAGUGUCCUGUAUCAGAUCAUGUGAAAGAAAAGAUCUAUGUGAAUGAGACAAGCAAAGUUCAGAAGACCCUGCAAGAUGUGAAAGAGAAGUAUGAAAGAGGUAAAGCAGGAUGUGAGGAGAAAACAAGCCUUUUGAAAACUUUAGAAAAGCAAAUGGAAAAACUUCAGAAAGAAAAAGAUCAGAUGUUGGAAGAAUCUUUCGAGCUUGUUGUCAGACUGGAUCAGAUCGCCCUGAAUGUUGAUUCACUGUCCACUCAUGUCCACUUGGACUUCCUGAUUGAGAAGAUGAAGGAGAAAGGAGACGCAGAGAAGAUCCAGAAACUGGAAGAGAUGAAGAGUCGAGUGAAUAAAGAUAAAGGAACCAGAGCAGCUCUGUGGUACAUGUCUGGUAAACUAACAGCAGCUGGUAAAGCUGUUAAAGCAGCAGUGAAGUAGCAGGUGAACACCAUCAGUGUGAGCAGCAGCUGUGUAGAAAACAAGCUCUACACUGUUGAUCCAGAUGUUUAAACAUCACAAAAGCUUUUUCAUUCUAGUUCUAUGAAGUGUGAUGAUGAUGUCAUAAGUUCAUGAGGAAAUUCAAAUGUAAUCACCUUUUAAAUGUCAGAUGUGUACUUCCUGGAAACAGCGCCCUCUGUGGUGUGGAAUGACUGCUGCUCUUCUUGUACUUCCAUGUUUGCUCACCAAUAGUGAGUUCAGUGUGCAGAUUAUCAUCAGUGCUGAAUCAUGGCAGCAGAUUUAUUUGGUGUUGAACAGCUGUUAGUUUUCUCUUCUAAUCAUGUUUUCUCCACUAUGAUUGUGUUUGUGCUUGUAUGAAUAGACGUGUCUUAUAUAUCCACCAUGAUGUCACAAUGUUGAAGCUGUUGGGAAACUAAAGUGAACUCAUUAUAAAGGAGUUCAGCCUGGAGGGGGGUUGAAACCUCUUCCUGUGUUCUGAGAGUGUUAAUAAUAUAUCUUAAUAUCUUUCUCAAUAAUAAAGAAGAUUCCAGUUAAUGUGUGUUGUAUCAAAGUCCUAUAAGAGCUGAGGACAGACUGCCUCUCCUCAGUCACACCUGUGUAAUGCUGAUGAUGCUCUGACCUGCAAACAAUAAAGAUCUGCUGACAUUAUGAA